AUGAAUUCAACAUUAGAGCUGAUUAAAUUAUAUAUUUUGGAAGUGCAAACACUCCAUAAAUUCCAUGUAGGUUUCAUGAAGAUUAUUUUAUUCAAAAUUUUUGCAAGAAACCUUAUAAAAAAUGAAUAAUAAUUUAAAGAAUGUAGUUUACCUAUGUGUCCUGAAUGCAUAAAGAUUCAUUCUGAGGAACAUUUAGAAGAAAGAAUAUCAAGUGAUAUUGAUUUGUUCUCUAAUUGUUUAACAGAAUAAUAUAAUAAAUCAUUAGAAUAUCUUAAACUUUGGGCAAUAGACGUAUAAGAAUCCAGUAGAAGUUUAAAAGGCAUAAUAAGUAAGUGAUAUUUAUAUUAUUUAUAGUUCUAACUUUUAAAAUAUUAAGAAGCAAAAAAGAAUUUUAUAAGGUUAUAGAUAACUAUUUUAAGAUGUUUGAAUAAACAAACAUUAAUGAAUGA
Molecule: messenger RNA, 449 nt
Organism: Paramecium sonneborni
Lineage: Eukaryota; Ciliophora; Oligohymenophorea; Peniculida; Parameciidae
Source: the annotation of a GenBank genome assembly